CAGUGGCGCAACGAAAACAAAUAGCAAAAAUGAAGUUCGCUCUCUUAUUUGCAUUCAUCUGCAUGAUUGUGGUUGCUUUGGCUAAACCAAACCCCCCAGGACCACCACCACCUGGAGGCCCACCUCCAGGCGCACCACCAAAGAAUUUCACUAGCAGCUUCACUCAUGGAGCUGGAUUCGCGAGAAAAGGCGCUGCACCACCGUCCUCAACCACACUUAAGGCCAUUUCCUAAGUCCUCCAAAUGAACAUCGAACUGGAACUGGACCUCAGACGAAAUCUUUUUCAAACACAUUUAUUUCAAUUUUAUUAACUGCACUGCUUGAACACAAUGUUUUAACACUUAUUAAAAACUUUAGAACCUGUAAUAUAUGUCUUAAAAUUUAA
This is a messenger RNA of Belonocnema kinseyi, 385 nucleotides long. Its product is annotated as mediator of RNA polymerase II transcription subunit 19-like. NCBI's taxonomy places the organism in Eukaryota, Metazoa, Arthropoda, Insecta, Hymenoptera, Cynipidae. The transcript is spliced from 3 exons. The record is from RefSeq and is a predicted model, not a curated record. Bases 30 to 233 code for a protein of 67 amino acids.